AUAAAAUGGAUACAAAUGGUUCAGUUGUACACCGACACUCGUUUGGUUUGGGUUGUUGAAAGUUCAAAAGUCGAUUAAUAUUUCGAUUAUAGUUUCCUAUUUUUGUGUUGGCUGGAAAACUAGUUAAGCAGACAAAAAUGUGCGGCUAUCCGUGCUAUCCUUGCGCCGCCCUUUGUCCCUGCGGGGGCUGUGGACCCAGUGGAUUCUAUGAUCCUUGCUUUGGACCCUUCAACGGGCCGUUCAACUCGUGGUGCGGCCCAAGUGGACCCGGAUUUUGGGGAGGCGGUUGCUGUUGAUCUCUCAAGGAUCUAAGCUGGUCUUUCAGUGAAACAGAAGAAAAUUAGGAAACAUCUGCUUGUUUUGUUCCAUCUCAUUCAACAGUCCCAAAUCGAACAUUACCGCCAUUCAAAAAUUUAAAGUGCAUUUAAUAGAACAUCUAUGGUCUCUUCCCAUACAUUGUACAUGGCAAUGAAAA
Messenger RNA from Drosophila ficusphila, 475 nucleotides. RefSeq names its product male-specific sperm protein Mst84Db-like. The coding region runs from base 138 to 296 and encodes 52 amino acids. NCBI's taxonomy places the organism in Eukaryota, Metazoa, Arthropoda, Insecta, Diptera, Drosophilidae. The transcript has 2 exons. The record is from RefSeq and is a predicted model, not a curated record.